GUCGGUGGCGACUGGCGCCCGACCAGAAUGGCCCGCCGCUUGCGGACCAGAUUUUCGGUCGCAGCGCUUAAGGAAGGAGAUGACGGCGAUGCCGCCGACAUCCAGAAGAAGAUCCAGGCGAUCGGUGUGCUCAUCCUUGCCCUCGGCGGCAGGCAGAGCGCCAGCGCCGAUAAGAUAAGGUUUGGAGCUUUAUUUCUGACGUUCUGCGGGGGCGGCGGGCGCCCAGUCGCCGCCGCUCCGGGCUACGCCGCCGGCGCUUGCCGGCAGUACCGCCAAGGCCUUGAAAGAGGCUCUGACUUCCCGCGGAGGGCAGAAAUCCAUCACGUCGGUCAAGACAGACCUGGUCUGGCCGACGCUUACGGACGACAAGUGGUGCUCUUCUACGAAGAGUUCGAGGAUGUUUGCGCUCUCGCAAACAACUGCCGCGGCAUGUAUAUCUCGGACCCGGAAGCCGUGUACACCCGCAUCAAGAAUAAGCACUUGAUGUUUGGGGAAAGCCGCGAAGAGCGGGAGGUUCGGGUUGAUGGUGAGCAUCAGGCCCUCAUGAAAGGGAAGCUCACGGAGCAUCAAUUCGAGAAGAUGCCGCCGCAUCUCCAGGAGGAGAUUCGAGAGGACAGACGCGCAGAGGGAGAUCAAGGAGCUCAAGGCUGCCGCGAAUGCCGCGGCCAAGUGAGGCAAAGGCCAAAGCUGCCGCGAAGCCUCCUGGCACGCUUUGCCCUUUCUUUCGGAAUCGUGCAGGAAGGGCGCGAACAUGUGACAUGGUUCACACCUGGACUGGAGCGGUGCGAGAGCACGCCCAUGGGCCUUGAGAAGGGGGAGAGCGGCCGUUUCUCGGCGCUCGGCGAGCUGCCAGGCGACUCAUGGUCGCUGGCAAACAACGAGCCGGGCGGGUACCAAGACCGCGGAAGGUCCCGAGAUCUUCGUGCGCUGCAAAAUCGCGGCGCGCUGGCACGGGCUGAUCCUCGGCGCCACAGCCACUGGACGUAG
Symbiodinium necroappetens is the source of this 987-nucleotide messenger RNA. NCBI's taxonomy places the organism in Eukaryota, Dinophyceae, Suessiales, Symbiodiniaceae. The record is from the annotation of a GenBank genome assembly.